This is a messenger RNA of Fusarium graminearum PH-1, 1317 nucleotides long. Its product is annotated as 42 kDa endochitinase precursor. The transcript has 4 exons. Lineage: Eukaryota; Fungi; Ascomycota; Sordariomycetes; Hypocreales; Nectriaceae. The record is from RefSeq and is a predicted model, not a curated record. Bases 58 to 1311 code for a protein of 417 amino acids. Gene Ontology annotation, biological process: carbohydrate metabolic process; chitin catabolic process. Gene Ontology annotation, cellular component: extracellular region. Gene Ontology annotation, molecular function: chitin binding; chitinase activity.
ACUACAACACACUACUUUUACAAAUAUUUUUCAUCUUACCUCGUCAACAUAUUCACAAUGGUUGCCCGUGAAGACAUCCCUACCAACGUUCCUGACCUUGUCGUUGCAGAUCUCAACGGUGAAGAUGAGGUUUCCGAGCAAGCAACUGGCUCUGUGAAUGCAGUGUACUUUGUCAACUGGGGGAUCUACGGCCGAAACUACCAGCCCAUGAACCUGCCCGCUUCCCAGCUCACUCACGUGCUUUAUGCAUUCCUGAAUGUGAGAGCCGACGGAACAGUUUAUACCGGCGACUCGUACGCUGACCUCGAGAAACACUACACUGGUGACUCCUGGGAGGAGCCCGGUACCAAUGCAUACGGAUGCGUCAAGCAACUCUUCCUCCUCAAGAAGGCCAACCGCAAACUGAAAGUCAUGCUCUCCAUUGGUGGCUGGACAUGGUCAACCAACUUCCCAGCAGCUGCCAGUACCGCCGCCACCAGAGCCACUUUCGCCCAGAGCUCCGUUGCUCUUAUGAAGGACUGGGGCUUUGACGGUAUCGAUGUCGACUGGGAGUAUCCUGCCAACGACACUGACGCCAACAACAUGGUUCUUCUCCUCCAGGCUGUGCGCAAGGAGCUAGACACUUACUCAAAGCAAUACGCGUCUGGAUACCACUUCCAGUUGUCUAUCGCUGCACCUGCUGGCCCGGAGAACUAUGGAAAGCUCAAGAUGAAGGAGCUCGGCUCCGUUCUUGAUCACAUUAAUCUCAUGGCAUACGAUUAUGCGGGUGCUUGGAGCGCCUUCUCUGGUCAUCAAGCUAACAAAUAUGCCAAUGCCAAGAUCCCCAACGCAACACCUUUCAACACUGACCAAGCUGUCAGUGCUUAUGUUGGUGGCGGUGUACCUUCUGGAAAGAUGGUUCUCGGCAUGCCCAUCUACGGUCGCGCAUUCCAGAACACUGGAGGUCUUGGACAAGGUUAUUCUGGCGUCGGAUCCGGCAGCUGGGAGAACGGCAUUUGGGACUACAAGGUCCUUCCUAAGCCUGGAGCCAGCCUCGUUUACGACCGCGAUGCCCAAGCUUCCUACAGCUACGAUGCUAAUACCAAGGAGCUCAUCUCAUUCGACACGCCCGGUAUGGUCGAGAACAAGGUUCUUUAUGUGAAGAACAAGUCUCUCGGAGGAAGCAUGUUUUGGGAAGCGUCUGCUGAUAAGACUGGGGCUGAUUCUCUCCUCGGUACCAGCGCUAAGAAGCUUGGUUCUCUGGACAGCACCACCAACUGUCUCACAUACCCCAACUCCCGAUAUGCCAACAUCGCCAAGGGACUCAACUAGGGAGAC